AUCCUCUCCAGCUGGCCGUGGAACCUGAGAUGCCAUGGCCGUGCUUGGCAUCAGCAUCGCGCUGCUGGUGUGGGCUGCCACCCUCCUGCUCAUCUCCAUCUGGAAGCAGAUCUACAGCGGCUGGAAACUGCCCCCCGGCCCUUUUCCACUCCCCAUCAUUGGGAAUAUUUUCCAGUUGGACUUGAAGAAUAUUCCUAAGUCCUAUACCAGGCUCGCAGCGCGAUACGGGCCGGUGUUCACGUUGUACCUGGGCUCCCGGCGCGUCGUGGUCGUGCACGGAUACAAGGCCGUGAAGGAAGUGCUGCUGGAGCACAAAAACGAGUUUUCUGGCAGAGGAGAGAUCUCCGUGUUCGAGGCCCACAAGAAUGCUGGAGUCAUCUUCAAUAAUGGGCCAACCUGGAAAGACACACGGCGGUUUUCCCUGACAACGCUCCGCGACUAUGGGAUGGGGAAAGACGGCAACGAGGCCCGGAUCCAGCGGGAGGCCCACUUCCUGCUGGAGGAGCUCAGGAAGACCCACGGCCAGCCCUUCGACCCCACCUUCCUCGUUGGCGGAGGGCCCUGCAAUGUCAUCUCCGACAUCCUGUUCCGCCGGCGCUUUGACUACAACGAUGAAACGUGCGUGAGGAUGAUGACCCUGUUCAAUGAGAACUUCUACCUACUGAGCACUCCCUGGCUCCAGUUUUACAAUAAUUUUUCAAGCUACCUACGCUAUCUGCCUGGAAGCCAUAGGAAACUAAUGAAAAAUGUGUCUGAAAUAAAAGAGUAUUCACUUGAACAAGCAAAGGAGCACCUUAAGACUCUGGACCCCAACUGUCCUCGAGAUUUCACUGAUUGCCUGCUCAUCCAAAUGGAAAAGGAGAAGCAAAGUGCAGAACCUGGGUUCACGCUGGACAAUGUCGCCGUGACCGUGGCCGACAUGUUCUUUGCGGGGACAGAGACUACCAGCACCACCCUGAGAUACGGGCUCCUGAUUCUCAUGAAGUACCCCGAAAUCGAAGAGAAGCUUCAUAAAGAAAUUGACAGGGUGAUUGGACCAACCCGAAUCCCUGCCUUCAAGGACAGACUAGAGAUGCCCUACAUGGAUGCCGUAGUGCAUGAGAUUCAGCGAUUCAUCAGCCUUGUGCCUUCUAACCUGCCCCAUGAAGCAACACGGGACGUGGAGUUCAGAGGAUACGUCAUCCCAAAGGGCACCGUAGUAAUUCCAACUCUGGACUCCCUCUUGUAUGACAACCAAGAAUUCCCUGAUCCAGAGAAGUUCAAACCGGAGCACUUUCUGAAUGAAAAUGGAAAGUUCAAGUACAGUGACUUCUUCAGACCAUUUUCUGCAGGACCCGUGUGAGCACAUCGGGUUCACCUGGAUAAUCCAGGAUCAUCUCCCACCUCGAGGUCCUCAGUUCAUCACAUCUGCAAAGCCCCUUUGCCAUGUGAGGUGACACACACCCCAACUCUGGGGAUGGGACCUGGAUAUCGCUGGGGGCCAUUAUCCCACCACUCUCCACCUCAUCCACCUUGGAGCACUGCCGAAAACCAGCAAAUUCACGGACGGCAAAUCAAUGAGAUGGAGAGUUGCAGCAGCCCACACGCCGAAAGGCGUGUGUCAUUCUCACCAUCCCACUUACAGAAUGCUUAUCCUACAUCCAGCAGAAAAAUACAAGAAAUUGUCUUUUCAUUUGCUUUAGGGCAGAGAGCUUUCAGUUUGAGAGAAUUCUCUAGGCAAAUUCCAAAGUACCUAAUACCGAUGGAAGCAUGUUUGUAGGGAGCGUGGGAGCCUCUUGAGGGCUGUUUAACCACUCAGCACAACAGCAUCUGGCUACCAGCAGUCUUGGACUGACUUCCUGCUCAGCACAUUCCGAAACCCGUAUUCAUGGUGCAGUUUCUCAAGCUGCAGCUACUAGAUGUCCUGCUGUCUCCCUGAGUGUGAGCAAUGAUCCAAAGGUAAUACUAUUUUGGAAAAGUAGUCCAACCUUAAAAGUACACUCUCUACUGAUCUAAACCACACUUGACAGACAGGAGGAAAAGGGGCCUGUAGGAGUGGGUGGACAAAGAAGAGGAAGGAACCCUUUCCUCGGUGUUGGGAAGUGGCCAGAGAAAUGUGGUGGCACACUGGCCUCAACCCACCGAGCAGUUUAUAUUCAAAUCCCCAGCCCAGAAUCCACUUCCAGGGGGCAGCUGGGUGAUUCCGCCUUCCAACUCAGUGACAAAAAGGUGCCCUCAGCCUCUCGUUUGUGCUAUUAUCCCCACAAUUGCCCAGACAGAACUUCAGAGUAGCCUUGGUUCUCUCUCCUCUUACUACACAUGGUUAAGGGCAUCGUAAAUCCCAUAACCGCCCCAUGCAGUGCACUGUUGUAGGUCUACCCGGGUGGCAGCAGCCCCUAGUGCCGUCACGCAGGAGCCUCGUGAGGACGUUGGCACAAAGAAGCCUCUCAACAGCGAUGACUUCUCACACCUGCUCUGCUUCGUCCUCUUCUUGCAGAAAUUAACAUUAAAUACCGUUGUAAAACUCAUUUUCCUGAAGAACAGUUCAGGUCCAGUCACUUCCUGGACAGAUGCCUUUAAAAUCCCACACUGGGUGUAGAAUAAAACUCAAACCCUACGGGCAGAACUCAAAGACUCCAAUGUUCUGUUUUUUGGUUGUUGUUGUUAUUUUUUGAGAGGAGGAAACUUCACUGAAGUGUGAUUUUUAAAAUUCAUCAAUUCUAAAUGUAUAAUUUGAUGAUGUUUCAUGAAUGUAUAACUACCACAAUCAAGACACAGAAUAUUUCCAUGACCUCAAAGAUUUCCAUCCUGUCCCUUUGUGGCCAAGCCCCUUCCCCAUUCUCAGGCCUUGACCAUUGAUUGGAUUUUUGUUCCUAUAGCUUUGCCUUUUCAAAAAUGUUACAUAAAUGGAGUCAUAAAUUA
Molecule: messenger RNA, 2901 nt
Organism: Choloepus didactylus (southern two-toed sloth)
Lineage: Eukaryota; Metazoa; Chordata; Mammalia; Pilosa; Megalonychidae
Product: cytochrome P450 2E1-like
Exons: 9
Coding region: 35-1342 (435 amino acids)
Biological process (GO): xenobiotic metabolic process
Cellular component (GO): cytoplasm; intracellular membrane-bounded organelle
Molecular function (GO): iron ion binding; heme binding; oxidoreductase activity, acting on paired donors, with incorporation or reduction of molecular oxygen, reduced flavin or flavoprotein as one donor, and incorporation of one atom of oxygen
Source: RefSeq, a predicted model, not a curated record